GGGGGCUGAGGAAGCGGAAGCUCUUCCGCCCUCCCGGAAGCGCCCGGCGGGGUCGGGCGGCUAUGGCUGACGAGGAGGAGGACGCGCCGUUUGAAGAAGACGCGGAAGAAGCCGGCGGGGGCCUGGACGGCGGGCAAGGCAAGAGGAAGAGGCUGUUCUCCAAAGAGCUAAGAUGCAUGAUGUAUGGAUUCGGGGAUGACCAGAACCCUUACACAGAAUCAGUGGACAUUCUCGAGGACCUGGUAAUAGAGUUUAUCACAGAAAUGACACACAAGGCCAUGUCAAUUGGGCGGCAGGGUCGUGUACAGGUUGAAGACAUUGUCUUUCUAAUACGCAAGGACCCCCGGAAGUUUGCCAGAGUUAAAGACCUCCUAACUAUGAAUGAAGAACUGAAACGAGCCAGAAAGGCCUUUGAUGAAGCAAACUAUGGAUCUUGAUUUUAUGCGCAAGCUGCACUGGGACAUUACUUGGGCACCUGCUGCCCAAAAGGAAGGAACGUGAUGUGUGGUGUUUGGAGGGGUUAUUCAGGAUGGAGGUCACUGCUGGGAUGUAUGCCCUCGCUCCCAGCCUCUUCUGAGAAGUAUUCAAGCAGCUGAAUGUUAUCUGAUUGUAUGUGGUAUACUUAGGUAUUUUUAUACUGUUUUAUGAAAUGAGAAAAGAGCUCUAAGGGUUCUUGUAGUGGCAGGAAGUCUGAAGUAGGACUGUGUUGAAUCAGAUAUCUAGAGGGCUAAUAAUGGGUGAUUCUCUACAACUGUUUCAGUUAUCACUGGGUAUUCCUGUGACAGGAAACCUAGAAAAUGGAUCUUGGUUAACUGGACAAAGUCUUCAAGCCCAAACUACUGUAGAAGUUCUGCUCUUUGCUCUGUAUAUGCUCUUUGAAUAAAACAUUUUAAGUUUGUGCCCACUCCUCAUAACUAAAAUUACAUUGAUCAAUUCACACAAGGUGUGUAAUACAGGGGUUUUAGCACUUAAUUGGCUAGGAAGGUUAUUUUUAAUUCUGUCCCAGUAGGCACAGCUCUUUUGUUUUCUCUCAGUAUUAAGCCUAGGAAAUUGAAGUUAACCUAUUCCUGAUUUACUUGCACUUACAGCCUUUCCUUACCCCUGCUAGGCAGGUGCUCUACAAUAAAGCAGAUUCCUGUUCUUCA
Messenger RNA from Harpia harpyja (harpy eagle), 1145 nucleotides. It is a transcript of the gene TAF13, whose product is annotated as TATA-box binding protein associated factor 13. Gene Ontology annotation, biological process: transcription by RNA polymerase II. The transcript has 4 exons. Gene Ontology annotation, molecular function: protein heterodimerization activity. NCBI's taxonomy places the organism in Eukaryota, Metazoa, Chordata, Aves, Accipitriformes, Accipitridae. The coding region runs from base 63 to 437 and encodes 124 amino acids. The record is from RefSeq and is a predicted model, not a curated record. Gene Ontology annotation, cellular component: transcription factor TFIID complex.